Molecule: messenger RNA, 321 nt
Organism: Haemonchus placei
Lineage: Eukaryota; Metazoa; Nematoda; Chromadorea; Rhabditida; Trichostrongylidae
Source: the annotation of a GenBank genome assembly
UUUCGUAGAACUAUAGCAUUAGGAGUUACUUUUGAAUGCAAAGAACCUGUACCCUGUACAAUUCACUAUGAGAGACGGAUGUCUUGCAAGAAGUGCCGUUUCGACAAAUGCAUAGCUUCUCACAUGAAACCGGAAUGUAAGUAUGCAUUUACAAGUAUGCCUAUAUAUAGUUUGGAGUGUGAGUUCGUGGAGUUCUUCUUUUCUUUAAGUUACAGUGAUUCCUUUACCACUUGUCAAAAUCCAAUUAAUGGUGGUAUCCUGGAAAAUAAUCUCGAAACACUGAGGAGCAUUGAUAAGUUGCUUCUUGAGAAAGGUCUAUAA